CCUGCUGAUGGGUCCCUCUCCUGCCCGGUUCAGGUGCGUUUUCUGGAGCAGCAGAACAAGAUGCUGGAGACGAAGCUGGAGCUGCUGCAGUCUCAAGGCGUGAGUCGCUCCAACGUGGAGCCGCUGUUCGAGGCCUACAUGGCGGCGCUGCGGCGGCAGAACGACCUGGUGAACAACGACAAAACCAAACUGGACGGGGAGCUGAGGAACAUGCAGGGCCUGGUGGAGGACUUCAAGCACAAAUACGAGGAGGAGAUCAACAAGCGAAACAACCUGGAGAACGACUUUGUCAUCCUGAAGAAGGAUGUAGACUCGGCCUACCUGGUCAAAGCAGAUCUGGAGGACAAGGUUGGCGCUCUGACCGAUGAAAUCAACUUCCUGCGCAGCGUCUACGAGGAGGAGCUACGUGAGCUUCAGGCCAGCAUCAGAGACACGUCGGUGGUGGUGCAGAUGGACAACAGCCGCAGCCUGAACAUGGAGCAGAUCGUGGUGGAAGUCAAAGCCCAGUAUGAGGAGAUCGCCGCCCGCAGCAGAGAGGAGGCCGAGGCCUGGUACAAGAGCAAGUUUGACCAGAUGUCGGUCCAAGCCAGUCAGUUUGGAGACGAGCUUCGCAUCGUGAAGGGAGAGGUCGCCGAGGUCAACCGGCUGAUCAGCCGUCUGCAGAGCGAGAUCGAGGCUGUGAAAGCACAGCGAGCCGGUCUGGAAAACCAGCUGGCUGAAGCAGAGGAGCGAGGAGAGCUGGCGGUGAAAGAGGCUAAAGCUCGAACCCGAGACCUGGAGGACGCUCUGCAGAGAGCCAAGCAGGACAUGGCCCGGCAGCUGAGGGAGUACCAGGACUUGAUGAACCUGAAACUGGCUCUGGACAUCGAGAUCGCCACCUACAGGAAGCUGCUGGAGGGAGAGGAGGACAGACUUGGGCAGCAGUCCAUCCUGAGCAUCCAGGCCGUCUCCAGCCCCGUUCCUAAAUACAGUAAUGGCUACCAAAGCAGCAGCAGCUCUCCGGCUCCGAAGCUGCUCAUCAAAACCAUCGAGACCAGAGAUAACUCCAGAUACAGCUCCCACUGAUCCCCAGGCAGGAAUCAGCAACCUUUAUAGCUCAUAUAAACUUAGAAAUAGAACUGGGAAGCAUGGUGUGUUAUGGUAUGUUUUAGUCGCACAAGAAUUAUUUGGAGUAACUGUCACUUAAAUUUAAUUCAGUAAUAUAUGAAGAGUAAAUACAGGAGAUAAACUUAUAGUGUAAUCACAGUUCCUUGGUAAAUUAAUUAAUCUAAUAAUCAUCUUUAGGUUGAAGUGUAAUCAUGGAUUUGACUGAAUUUAUUUUAAUUAUAUGGUAAUUCACAAAUAAAAAGAAUUUUUACAGCUGAGUUUUACUUUUUUCUUAAAUACAUAAAUAAAAUGUAAGAGACUUUUAAUUUGGAAACAUGGUGGUAUUAUCACUGAUUUAAUUCAAUUAAUGAUUUAUUUGAUAA
Poecilia latipinna (sailfin molly) is the source of this 1469-nucleotide messenger RNA. RefSeq names its product keratin, type II cytoskeletal 8-like. Gene Ontology annotation, cellular component: keratin filament. The coding region runs from base 61 to 1065 and encodes 334 amino acids. Gene Ontology annotation, molecular function: structural constituent of skin epidermis. The transcript is spliced from 9 exons. Gene Ontology annotation, biological process: intermediate filament organization; keratinization. The record is from RefSeq and is a predicted model, not a curated record. NCBI's taxonomy places the organism in Eukaryota, Metazoa, Chordata, Actinopteri, Cyprinodontiformes, Poeciliidae.